CGAGAAGGGCACAAUAGUGACGCAAUAAUAUAAAUAAGUAUAAUAAACGAUUUAGGGUUUUUAGGAGCAGCUCAGCGAGAGGAAGUGUAGCACUCUACGGCGCAGCCAAGAUGGGUAUCUCCAGGGACUCCAUGCACAAGAGACGUGCCACUGGUGGCAAGAAGAAGGCUUGGAGGAAGAAGAGAAAGUAUGAGCUUGGUCGUCAGCCUGCAAAUACUAAGCUAUCAAGCAACAAGACAGUAAGGAGAAUUCGAGUUAGAGGAGGCAAUGUUAAGUGGAGAGCCCUGAGAUUGGACACAGGAAAUUAUUCUUGGGGUAGUGAGGCUGUCACCCGCAAGACUCGUAUUCUUGAUGUGGUUUACAAUGCCUCAAACAAUGAGCUUGUUAGGACACAAACUUUGGUGAAGAGUGCAAUUGUUCAAGUUGAUGCUGCUCCAUUUAAACAAUGGUAUCUUCAGCACUAUGGUGUUGACAUUGGCAGGAAGAAGAAGACUGCUGUGAAGAAGGAAACUUCUGAGGAAGGAGAAGGUGCUACUGCCACUGCUACUGCAGAGGAAACCAAGAAAAGCAACCAUGUUCAAAGGAAGCUUGAGAAACGCCAGAAAGACCGUAAGCUUGAUUCCCAUAUAGAAGAGCAGUUUGGUGGUGGUAGAUUGUUAGCCUGCAUCUCAUCCCGUCCUGGUCAGUGUGGCAGAGCUGACGGGUACAUAUUGGAAGGUAAGGAGCUGGAGUUCUAUAUGAAGAAGAUCCAGAGGAAGAAGGGCAAGGGUGCAGGUGCUGCAUAAAUAUCAAGUUUGUCAAGUUUUGCUGCCCACUGUUUGGGUUAUUUAGUUUUGGUUCCUUCGAGUUUUAGAAUGUGAUUUGAUGCCCAAUCGAAGCCUAUUCAAAUGAUGCACAUUCUGGUUAAGGGCCGUUAGUGUCAACUUGUUACUUUUUCUUAUUCACAUAAUUUCACUGUUUUGCUUUAAAUAUUGUCGGCAUUGACUUUUCA
Manihot esculenta (cassava) is the source of this 991-nucleotide messenger RNA. Its product is annotated as 40S ribosomal protein S8. Gene Ontology annotation, biological process: translation; maturation of SSU-rRNA from tricistronic rRNA transcript (SSU-rRNA, 5.8S rRNA, LSU-rRNA). The transcript is spliced from 5 exons. Lineage: Eukaryota; Viridiplantae; Streptophyta; Magnoliopsida; Malpighiales; Euphorbiaceae. Gene Ontology annotation, cellular component: cytosolic small ribosomal subunit; ribosome. Gene Ontology annotation, molecular function: structural constituent of ribosome. The record is from RefSeq and is a predicted model, not a curated record. The coding region runs from base 111 to 785 and encodes 224 amino acids.